This is a messenger RNA of Paramormyrops kingsleyae, 7533 nucleotides long. The record is from RefSeq and is a predicted model, not a curated record. Lineage: Eukaryota; Metazoa; Chordata; Actinopteri; Osteoglossiformes; Mormyridae.
CAUUGGUUUUUUGUUUUGCAGGGAGAUAUCCAGCAGCUGAUGAUCGCCGCUGACCACCGGGUGGCCGAUGACUAUUGUGAGCACUACAGCCCUGACUGUGAGGUGCCGGUUCCUGAAUCCACUCAGAACCAGGACCCAGAGCCAUAUGACUAUCCUCCUGGGGAAGACAACUAUGACUAUGAGUACCCUUACUAUGACACCGAUCCAGACCAGGUGAUGUCUACGGCGAGGACGGAGACGGCGGAGGACAUCACCACAAAAGUCUACCCCACGGACAGUUACGAUGGGGCUGCAUAUAAUUAUGAGACCUACGAGGAAACUGAUUUGGUCCCAGGAUCCCAUGAACAUGUGGUCAGUGGCGGGCCGGGUGCUGAGACACGGACAGACAUCGACCUGGGACUAGGAUUCAGAAGAGAGGUCGAUCUGAGUCCUGUGCCAGGCCUGGACAAAAUUGAAUCAGUUGUCACACAUAACAUGACCCAGGUUGUAAAUUAUGUGGACCGUGACACUGAGGAAUAUGGCAAUCUGGAUUACGGAUACGAGUACGGCUCAGAGGAAUACACUGAUGGGCACACUGGUACGGACCACAGCUCCACGGGCACUGGGAGCAGCUCAUCUAGCUCCGCGGGGGGGUCGGCUGGUACAGUGGGUGGAUCCACGGUCGUGUCCAGCGGAUCCACAGUCGUUUCCAGCGGAUCCACGGUCGUGUCCAGCGGAUCCACGGUCGUUUCCAGCGGAUCCACGGUCGUUUCCAGUGGAUCUGCAAGUGGUGUGGAUGUAUCAAUUGGAGCUGGAGCAGGAGCAGGAGCUGGAGCUGGAGCAGGAGCUGGAGCAGGAGCUGGAGCAGGAGCUGGAACAGGAGCUGGAGCUGGAGCAUCCCGAAUCGGUGGAGGGGCAACUGGUGCAGCGGGCGCAGCAGCUGGAACCGGAGGCAGCUCUGCUGGUGCUGGGGGUGGUCAGGGUGGCACUGAAGAGGCAGAGUACACAUACAACGUAGAUAAUUUCAAGGAGGAGGACUACACUUAUUACGAACAUUACACAGAUGCUGACACUGACACUGCAAAGCAGCUGCCCGCGGAAAAGGAUGAGUUCUAUGAAGUGGUCGACGGCGCCAGAGGCGAGAAGGGGCAGAAAGGAGAGCCGGCCAUCAUUGAGCCCGGAAUGCUGCUCGAAGGCCCAGCUGGUCCUGAAGGCCCCACUGGUCUGCCUGGCCCCCCAGGAUCAUCUGGCCCCCCUGGUCCGGCUGGAGACUCUGGAGAGAGGGGUCCCCCCGGCCGCCCAGGGAUUCCCGGAGCAGAUGGCCUGCCAGGACCCCCAGGGACUGUCUUGAUGCUGCCUUUCCGCUUCAGCGCUGGCGGGGACGCUGGUCAGAAGGGACCUGCCAUGUCAGCACAGGAAUCUCAGAUGCAAGCCAUCAUGCAGCAGGCCAGGCUGGCUAUGCGUGGUGCUACCGGCCCAAUGGGUCUGACUGGACGACCAGGACCUCUGGGCCCCCCUGGCGUUAAUGGGUAUAAAGGAGACCCUGGUGAUUCCGGCCCGCAGGGACCUCGUGGUCCCCAUGGCUCCAUGGGGCCCACCGGGAAGCCAGGCCGACGGGGACGUUCUGGAGCGGAUGGAGCCAGAGGCAUGCCCGGGCAAACAGGAGCAAAGGGUGAGAGAGGCUUUGACGGAUUGGCUGGACUUCCUGGGGAAAAGGGACACAGAGGUGAGUCAGGAGCAGCAGGCCCUCCUGGUCCAUCCGGAGAAGACGGUGAGAGGGGUGACGAUGGAGAGAUUGGACUCAGGGGGCUGCCUGGUGAACCAGGACCUCGUGGAUUGCUGGGCCCAAAAGGACCCCAAGGAGCUCCUGGUUCUCCUGGGGUGACUGGAAUGGAUGGCCAUCCCGGACCCAAAGGGGGCAUUGGGCCACAAGGUGAACCUGGCCCCCCAGGACAGCAGGGAAAUCCAGGCGCUCAGGGUCUUCCAGGACCUCAAGGACACAUUGGGGCUCCUGGAGAUAAGGGUCCCACUGGCAAGCCAGGCCUACUGGGAGUGGCGGGAGCGGACGGCCCUCCAGGUCAUCCAGGAAAGGAAGGACCGCAUGGCGAAAAAGGAAACAUGGGUCCCAAUGGUGCACAAGGUCCGAUUGGCUAUCCCGGACCCAGAGGUGUAAAGGGAGCUGAUGGUGUUCGUGGAUUAAAGGGAACUAAAGGAGAGAAGGGAGAAGAAGGAUUCCCUGGAUUUAAAGGAGACAUGGGUGGCAAGGGUGACCGAGGGGAGAUAGGAGCUGCUGGACCUAGAGGCGAGGAUGGACCAGAGGGUCCCAAAGGCCGCGCUGGUCUUCCUGGGGAUUCUGGCCCCAUCGGCCCGUUUGGGGAGAAGGGAAAGCUUGGCAUUCCGGGAUUGCCAGGUUAUCAGGGAAGACAAGGUUCAAAGGGCUCUCAAGGAUUUCAAGGAUUUCCAGGAGCCAAUGGAGAAAAAGGCACACGGGGAACAGCUGGAAAACCAGGCCCCCGUGGCCAGAGGGGGCCAACUGGUCCACGUGGAGAAAGGGGUCCGAGGGGCCCAACUGGAAAACCGGGACCAAAGGGUACCUCAGGAACUGACGGGCCUCCUGGGCCCUCGGGUGAAAGGGGUCUGCCAGGGCCUCAAGGUCCAACAGGAUUUCCAGGACCAAAGGGUCCCCCGGGGCCGGCUGGAAAAGACGGGCUGCCGGGACAUCCUGGACAGAGAGGCGAAACAGGUUUCCAAGGCAAAACAGGACCACCAGGACCUCCUGGUGUUGUGGGACCACAGGGCCCCACAGGUGAGACUGGGCCAAUGGGGGAGCGAGGACACCCAGGACCACCUGGACCCCCAGGAGAACAAGGUCUUCCAGGAGCCGGUGGAAAAGAGGGAUCCAAGGGUGACCCAGGUCCUGCCGGCCCGGCAGGGAAAGACGGCCCCCCAGGUUUGAGAGGCUUUCCUGGGGAACGAGGCCUACCCGGACCCACGGGAUCUCCUGGUUUGAAAGGAAACGAAGGCCCCAACGGUCCACCUGGACCAGCCGGCUCCCCUGGAGAAAGAGGCCCUGCUGGUGCAGCCGGACCCACUGGCCUUCCGGGACGUCCGGGACCCCAAGGUCCCCCGGGUCCCGCUGGAGAGAAGGGUACCCCGGGUGAGAAGGGUCCUCAAGGGCCAGCUGGAAGAGAUGGGAUUCAAGGUCCAGUUGGACUCCCAGGACCUGCAGGUCCCCUGGGGCCCCCUGGAGAGGAUGGGGAUAAGGGUGAGGUUGGUGAGCCAGGACAGAAGGGCAGCAAAGGCGAUAAAGGGGAACACGGUCCUCCCGGUCCCACCGGUCCACAAGGCCCAAUUGGACAACCUGGUCCUGCUGGAGCUGAUGGGGAACCUGGACCCAGAGGACAGCAGGGACUCUUUGGGCAAAAAGGCGAUGAAGGACCCAGAGGCUUCCUAGGACCUCCUGGGCCAAUCGGCCUCCAGGGACGUCCUGGUUCUACUGGUGAGAAGGGUGAGACCGGAGACGUCGGCCAGAUGGGCCCCCCCGGCCCCCCUGGCCCCAGAGGCCCCUCAGGACCCCCCGGCGCAGACGGUUCCCAGGGGCCACCUGGUGGCAUUGGCAACCCAGGCGCUGUGGGAGAAAAGGGUGAAUCUGGUGAAACUGGAGAACCAGGACUUCCAGGAGAUCUCGGUGCACCAGGUCCCAGAGGUGAACGGGGUGAAAAGGGCGAAGCUGGCCCUCCUGGUGCUGCUGGGCCCCCUGGUCCCAAAGGUCCUCUUGGAGAUGACGGUCCCAAGGGCAGCCCGGGUCCAAGUGGAAUUCCUGGGGAUCCAGGUCCCCCUGGGGAGCCUGGUCAAACUGGUCUGGAUGGGCUACCUGGUGACAAAGGAGAUGAUGGAGAAGCUGGUCAACCUGGAUCUCCUGGCCCCACUGGAGAACCUGGUCCUUCUGGCCCUCCUGGGAAGAGAGGUCCACCUGGUCCUAUUGGACCCGAAGGAAGACAGGGCGAAAGGGGAGCUAAGGGUGAGUCUGGUCUGGAAGGACCUCAGGGGAGGACAGGCCCAGUCGGGCCUCAGGGAUCUCCUGGCAAGCCCGGCUCAGAAGGUCUUAGGGGAAUCCCAGGCCCAGUUGGUGAACAGGGUCUCCCAGGUUCUCCUGGCCCAGAUGGACCCCCUGGACCAAUGGGUCCACCUGGAUUACCUGGCCUUAAGGGUGACACUGGUGUUAAGGGAGAAAAGGGACACCCUGGGCUGAUAGGGCUGAUUGGACCUCCAGGAGAACAGGGAGAAAAGGGUGACAGAGGGCAUCCAGGACCUCAAGGUGCAUCCGGUCCUAAAGGCGACAAUGGUAUUGUGGGCCCUGCUGGUCCCAUCGGCCCCCCUGGACCCCCCGGAUUACCAGGUCCUUCUGGUCCAAAAGGUGCUAAGGGCUCAUCUGGUCAAACUGGUCCAAAGGGUGAAGCAGGUGUCCCAGGAUCCCCAGGCCCUCCAGGUCCCCCUGGUGAUGUCAUCCACCCGCUGCCAAUCCAGUCUAGCCCCAAGAGGAGCAGGAGGAACAUUGAUGCCAGCCAGCUCAUGGACGACCCGGACUCCGAUGCCAAUUACAAGGACUAUGACGAUGGCAUGGAGGAGAUCUUUGGCUCGCUGAAUUCUCUGAAGCUGGAGAUCGAGCAGAUGAAGCACCCACUUGGCACUCAGAACAACCCAGCACGAACCUGCAAGGACCUGCACUUGUGUCAUCCUGAUUUCCCUGAUGGUGAAUACUGGAUUGACCCCAAUCAAGGAUGCUCCCGGGAUUCCUUUAAGGUUUACUGUAACUUCACUGCAGGGGGAGAGAGCUGCAUCUACCCAGACAAGAAGUCUGAAGGAACAAGACUCACUUCUUGGCCAAAGGAGAAUCCAGGCACCUGGUUCAGUGAAUUCAAACGCGGUAAACUGCUCUCCUAUGUGGACUCUGAGGGCAGCCCCGUCGGCGUGGUUCAGAUGACCUUCCUGCGGCUCCUCAGCGCCUCGGCCCGGCAGAACCUCACGUACAGCUGCUACCAGUCGGUGGCCUGGCAUGAAUCGGAGCAGGACAGCUACGACAAGGCUGUCCGCUUCCUGGGCUCCAACGACGAGGAGAUGUCACACGACAACAACCCGUACAUCCGCGCUCUGCUGGACGGCUGUGCGCUAAAGAAGGGCUAUGAGAAAACAGUACUUGAGAUCGACACGCCCAAGGUAGAGCAGUUACCCUACGUCGACAUCAUGUUCAAUGAUUUCGGUGAAGCCUCACAGAAAUUUGGAUUUGAAGUGGGACCAGUUUGCUUCCUGGGCUGAGACGGUGUUUCCAGAAACACAGCAGCAAGGUACGAACUUUCUGAACGCAGCGAAAAAAAAGAACGAAAAAAACAACAAGAAGUAAAACCACAGUUUGUGCCAUUCUGUCUCCAAAAUGUAAAGAUUCAAAACAAGGGAAAAAAAUAAUAAGAUUUAAACGUAAAGAGCAACCUCGUAACCUCAGUGUAGCUUUGCCGUCACAUGCAGGUUUUGAAAACGGACGAGUCGCUCCCUUUUCUGUCACCCUCCCCCUCGUCCCCCCCGCUUCCCUAAACCCCAAAACUGUUUCCCAGUGCCGAUCCCAGCACACCUCUGAGUAGCUCCAAUUAUAUUCUUCACGUUUCCCUGAAGCACCCUAUCAGAAACCUUACACCUGUGGGAAGGCGGGACUUGCGAUGGCCAGCUCCAAUGACCAUUGAGCGUGCUUUCUCCUUUCCUCUUCUUUAAACCUUGAAGCUUUAUUUUGUGCAUAAUGUUUACCCAUUCCUCCGAAUGGUGCUUAUACAUAUAUAAAUAUAAAUAUAUAUUUUUGUGCGUGUGUUUGCGUGUGUGUGUGCAUUUGUAUAUGUGUAUGUGUGCGUGCAUUUGUAAGUUUUGUAUAUUUUUUCCUUGUUAAUGUUUAAUAAUUAUGGCUUCAAAACAUGCAUGUGACCUUUAUGGUAAGGAUGGAGAUAAUUGUUCAACAAAAGACCAACUCGGAGAGGGGAACAUUUGGAAGUGGAAGAAACCAGCACUGACAUCUUGAUGCAGGAGUGAAGCACAUCUUUUUGUAAUUUAAAUUAUAAUAAAGGUUGGAAAUGAACACAGUGCUAUCACCUGAGUGUUGACUUACAAGCAGAAUGGUUACUAUGACAGCCUCUUUGUCUCUGCUCCUCUGUUGUAAAAUGCCUAUUGCAAACUUUGGUAUAGCUGAGUACUUGUCAGGUUAGGCUUAAGGUAAGGUAAAUUUUUCCCUGUUUUACUCCUUAAACAUACACAACAAUACUGGCAAUGAUAAAUGGGAGAAAUAUCACAUUAUUACAGUAAACAAUACCAUAGGUGCUAUUUUAUUACGUAUCUGGUGCUGUGUAUUUUAUAAUUGUGUACAUAAAGGACAACACUGAUGAUGUCUAACAUUAAUCUCCCAGCUAAUAACUUGUGGUUUCUGUCUGUGGCUGCUUUUCUCUGCAUACCCUCACAUUGCUGUGCAGAACCAGACUGUUUCAUAUCUUUUUAUGAUAUAUGGGAACCCCAGAAAAUGAUAAAUCUGUAAUAACAGCAAUGUUUCAUUUUAAUAAUUACAGAUUGAUUGUUGAAUGUGCGUCACAUUUAAUCUAUAUUAAAAAAAAAAAAAAACUUGGGGGACUUACUAGGAUUGGUUAUGUUGGUUCAUGGUCACUGGAUUUCAUUGGGCACAAUGCGUACAACGAUUUACAGUUUUGCAGAAUCCCAGUGUAAAGUGACCUGUGUAGCUUUCUUUCCCAAUUUGUAAGAUUCUGUGCUUUGUGGCAAUCAGACUAUGCCAAAGAGCUUUGGCAGAAACCUUAACAGAAGGGCAUGUAAUAGGAAACCCGCACUUUGUCUUUCUCUGGCGUUGCAUUCUUUCCAUUUAAAAAACUUGAAUUCAACAAGGACAAUCAAAAGACACAAAAAAUGUUUAAACAAGAAGGUUUCUUCUUACUUUUUAUUUAUUUUUUAGGCUAAAACAGCAUCAUGUUCUCCUGUCAAAUCAAAGCGUGCUCACAGAGAUAGGACUGUAUGCUCUCUUACACGUAUAUUACAAUACUCUUGCCAUUACCUUGCCCUGCCGUAGUGCCUUUCUAAAUCAAAUAUUCUUCUCUGCAUUGCUUUUUUGCUUUCAAGGAUUUACCACACACACACACACACACACACACACACUUUUGUUGCAGUUUGAAUAAUUGUUUUGCUUUUUAAAAUAAUUUGACUUGAACAAUUUUUGAUCCAAUAAAUGCAAACAUAAAUUAAAUAUGAAUUGUUGGUGCAAUGGGUCUCUUUUAGCAUAAAGUUCAUUUUUGUAAUUUUUUUGAACCAUCAGAAACACCUGUCUAGCCAAUAAAGGUUUUCUUGUUUUCCUUGAAUGUGUGUUUUUGAAUCCUGUCAAACCUGUGUAAGAAAGGAUAGAUAUAUUGUUUUUCUGUCAAUAAAUUUCAGUUUACUUUAAAUUCCUUCUACUCCUCUAAGGUGUGCAUCUUGUACAGUAUGUCUUUUAAAGCAUUAAAUUUUAUAUGCAUGCAUGAA